Molecule: messenger RNA, 1071 nt
Organism: Penicillium cosmopolitanum
Lineage: Eukaryota; Fungi; Ascomycota; Eurotiomycetes; Eurotiales; Aspergillaceae
Product: NifU family protein
Exons: 3
Coding region: 1-1071 (356 amino acids)
Biological process (GO): iron-sulfur cluster assembly
Cellular component (GO): mitochondrion
Molecular function (GO): iron-sulfur cluster binding; iron ion binding
Source: RefSeq, a predicted model, not a curated record
AUGUCCAUGAGAUCAACAUCUACCACCAUGUUCCGUCGCGCAUUGCUCGGUGCCCGUCUGGGCUCCUCCGUCUCCGAGUCAUGCAGCCGAACCAUCAGGCCUGCAGCAUUCGCCCCAUCUAGGAGCGUAUCCAGCGCUGCCCGUCUGCCAACACUCACAGCUUCAGAGACUCGUCGCCGGCCGACAGUCCGACCGCAUCAGCAACCUGUUGCAUCCAGCGGAGUCAACGGCUUGUCCCCGACCAGCAAGCGCACCAUCUUCAUCCAGACGGAAAACACACCCAACCCCGAUGCUCUCAAAUUCAUUCCCAACCACCGCGUCAUUCCCGAAGAUUUCCCCUCGUCCUUCCUCGAAUACCUCACACCCCGCUCAACCCUCGCACCACCGCACCCGUCCCCACUCGCGGCAAAGCUCCUAGACGUCGAAGGCGUAACCUCCGUCUUCUACGGUCCCGAAUUCAUCACCGUCACCAAGUCCAGCGACGUAAACUGGGCACACAUCAAGCCGGAAGUCUUCAGCCUCAUCACGCAAGCCGUGACAUCCGGUGAGACGAUUGUGUCGACAGUGGAACAUGACGGAUCAGAGGAAGCGCAGGAAUUCGAGAACGACUCCCUUGCUUUCAAUGAGGAGGAUGACGAGGUCAUUGGCAUGAUCAAGGAACUUCUGGAAACUCGCAUUCGCCCCGCUAUCCAGGAGGAUGGUGGUGAUAUCGAGCUGCGUGGGUUCGAGAAUGGAAUUGUUAUGCUUAAGCUUCGUGGUGCUUGUCGUACUUGUGAUUCUAGCACUGUUACCUUGAAGAAUGGUAUUGAGUCAAUGCUCAUGCACUAUGUGAGUUUUACCCCGACCCCCCCCCCCCAAAUCCUCAUUCCCCCAAUACCCCUCCCAUUGCUUUCCGUGGAGCGCUCGGCGGCUGGGAGUAGGGCUAGGAUCGAAGAGGUCCAGGGCGUAGAGCAGGUCAUGGAUCAAGAGGAGGCGAUCUCGAUGCAUGAAUUCGCUCGCUUCGAGGAGAAGCUGCGACAGCAGAAGGGCGAGGCCGCAACGGCCAGCAGCCCGCUGGACAGUGCGCCUUAA